This is a messenger RNA of Trichobilharzia szidati, 719 nucleotides long. Lineage: Eukaryota; Metazoa; Platyhelminthes; Trematoda; Strigeidida; Schistosomatidae. The record is from the annotation of a GenBank genome assembly.
GCGGCUGCUGAAGCUAAGCGUCUUGAAGAGGAAGCAGCACGUGAACAAGCUGAAUAUGAACGUUUAAAACAAGAAUUCAGUAUUGAAGAUGAAGGAGUCGAUGCUGCACAACAAGAUAAUCAGGCAGAGGCUUUGAUAAACUCACAACUUAUUGCAGCUAUUGAAGAGGCGAAAAUCAUUCCAAUAGAACAUUUGGCAGUUAAUUUAGGCCUUAAAACUGAGGUUUGUGUAGAAAAAAUCAAAUCAUUAAUGUCAUCUGGUCGUCUAAGCGGUGUAUUGGAUGAUCGUGGCAAAUUUGUGCAUAUUACAAAUGAUGAAUACGAAGCUGUUGCUGAAUUCAUUGAGAAACGUGGUCGUAUCACACUAGCAGAGUUAGUCGAAAAUGGACAUAAAUUAAUUCAUACAGGACCGCAUAGUUUAAGAGAAUAAUUCGUUUACUUCUUCUUCUUCUUUUAACAACUUGAUUAAUAUGGUUUUUUCACGGUGUCUUCUCUGACUAACUUUGGUUUUUACUUCGUGUACAGUUGUUGUCUUCUGUGAUUUAUUUUCUUUGUCUUCUUUUUUUUAUUGAUGAGUUUAUAUUCCUCAUUUUCUUUAUGUGGAAAGAGUUCCUAUCCUAUCCUGUCCUUAAAUGAUUUCUGAUGGCUAUUAGUCUCUCCCUCUGUUUUGUCUCAUAAGAAUAUUAAUAAUAGACCCCCAUAAUUGGUUUGUUCUGAUGA